AUGUUAAAAAUCAUCUUAACUCUCCUUUUUGGAGUAAUUUUCUCCGUUUCAGCUCAAAACACUUCCAAUCGGUACGUUGGAUGCUUCAGUGACAACCUCGGAAAUCGCAUGUUCGAAGAAGUUACUUACAUGGAUGGAACGCUUUCUGUUGAAAAUUGCGCCAAUUAUUGCAAAUCCAAGAAAUUCGCGUAUCUGGGACUCGAAUGGGCGCGCGAUUGUCGUUGCGGCAACAGUUUGAAGGAUAGAGCGUCGUUCCCGCAGUUACCGGAGAGCAGUUGUUCGUUGGCGUGUCCCGGAAAUUCCUCACAAAAAUGCGGAUCGUUUGGGAUUCAGUCGGUUUACGAGACGGGAUAUGAAGAUGAGUCACAAAAACCGUUGAUUGACUUUGUUGUGAAGAAAAUAGAUUUGAAAAAUUUUGAAUACGUUGGCUGUUUCAAAGAUAUCGCUGUAUCCGAUUAUCGAAUGUGGGAAUUUGGCGUCUUUUGGGAUUACACAAACUCGAUUUACAAUUGUGUCAAAUUUUGUCAAGAACGUCUUUAUAUCUUUGCUGGAGUGGAAAACGGGAGAGAAUGUUGGUGUGGAAAUGGUUUGCGAGACACUGUCAAAUACCCAAAAUUGAAGGAUAGUCUUUGUAACAAGCCUUGCACGGGAAAUUUUGAUGAAAAUUGUGGAGCAGAUAAGAAGAUGGCGAUUUACCGAACAGGCAAUCGAGUAUAUUUGAAGAGAAAAGGUGGGACAAUACUUGAGCUUAACAACGGAAAAUUUGUGCCAAUUUCUGUUUUAUAG
Messenger RNA from Culicoides brevitarsis, 786 nucleotides. RefSeq lists its product as uncharacterized. The transcript has 2 exons. The record is from RefSeq and is a predicted model, not a curated record. Gene Ontology annotation, cellular component: plasma membrane. Lineage: Eukaryota; Metazoa; Arthropoda; Insecta; Diptera; Ceratopogonidae. The coding region runs from base 1 to 786 and encodes 261 amino acids.